ACACAUAAAAUGGCCAUUGUUGGAUGAACGGUGAAAAGGGUGAAGAGAAGUGUCAACCUUAGUUUAGUCCCUGAAAAAUCUCCCUAAUCCUGGUAUUUGUCUGACCCUCGCCAUAGCUCCCCAGAAUUAAGGAUCUCUCCCAUAUUCCCCCCUUCCCAUUCUCCAUAUCUCUUGCAUCAUCCCAUUUUCCAUUUUGUUCUUCCUUGUUUCUCCCCAAGCUCCUUUGGCUGUCUCUUUCUUUCAGGACAUCACCAUGGCGAACUCGGCAUCAGGAAUGGCGGUCCAAGACGACUGCAAGCUGAAGUUUCUGGAACUAAAAUCAAAGAGGAACUACAGGUUCAUCGUGUUCAAGAUUGAGAACCAGCAGGUGGUUGUGGAGAAACUGGGGAGCCCCGAGGAGACGUACGAGGAUUUCACCAAGUGCCUCCCUGCCAACGAGUGCCGUUAUGCUGUCUAUGACUUCGAUUUCACCACUGAUGAGAACUGCCAGAAGAGCAAGAUCUUCUUCAUUGCAUGGGGCACCUGACACAUCGAAGGUGAGAAGUAAGAUGGUGUACGCGAGCUCGAAAGACAGAUUCAAGAGGGAACUCGACGGGAUUCAAGUAGAGUUACAAGCAACCGAUCCCAGCGAAAUGAGUCUCGACAUUGUCAAAGGCCGAGCUCUUUAGACACACACACACACACAGACAGACUCCAUCAUCAGAAGUUGUCCAAGUCUUUUAUAAUGCUACAGAAAAAAAUAUAUGUUCACUCACACGCAACCAUUAAAAUUCAUUCAUUGUGGAGCGUCUCUCCUCUCUUCCACCCUUUCCCUUGCUACUUGCCCCGCCCGCCAUUGUUUUCCUUUUUCCUUUUGUGUUGUUCAUCAAUGGGGUUUAGUUAUAUUUUUCUCGGGGAUCCCUUUGUUUCAUGGUUUCCGUGAGUUUCUUAUACUGAUGUAAUUUUUUCAUUUUGUCAUGUUAUAC
This is a messenger RNA of Linum tenue, 965 nucleotides long. The record is from the annotation of a GenBank genome assembly. Lineage: Eukaryota; Viridiplantae; Streptophyta; Magnoliopsida; Malpighiales; Linaceae.